AGCCACGGAGUCAGCCCCACCAGGGGAGGAGGCAUCAGCACUCUGCGAGGGGGGCAGCGGAUAGCCGAGCUGGAGGCGCGACCAUGAAGCUGGAGAUCUUUGCUCCGCGGUACGAGGACAAGCUCAGCAGCAAUAGCGUCAGCGACCUGGAAGGCAGCAGUGAAGAGUCGCCGCGGGCCGCCGAGAGUGAGCUGGGCUCCGACGGGGAUUGCGCGGCGCUUAGUCCGGCCAGCGGCUGCGGAGGCUUUCCCCGGCAGGGCUCGGAGCCUUCGCCGUCGCCUUCUCCGGGGGACGAGUGUAAAGCGGCUGUGGGACUACCUGGAAAGCCGUACACGCGCCGCCCGAAGCCUCCCUACUCGUACAUCGCACUGAUCGCCAUGGCGAUCCGGGAUUCGGCCGGGGGCCGUCUGACCCUGGCGGAGAUCAACGAGUACCUAAUGGGCCGCUUCCCUUUCUUUCGGGGCGCCUACACGGGCUGGCGCAACUCGGUGCGUCACAACCUGUCGCUCAAUGACUGUUUCGUCAAGGUGCUGCGAGACCCGGCCCGGCCGUGGGGCAAAGACAACUACUGGAUGCUCAACCCCAACUCUGAGUACACUUUCGCCGACGGCGUCUUCCGCAGGAGAAGGAAACGGCUCAACCGUCCGGAGCCCAUCCCCGCCGCCGGGGGCUCCCCCUCGGCGCAGCCGUCCCCCGCGCCCGCUUCCCCGAGUGCAGAUCAGAAGACCCUGCUGGGGGAACCGGGCGUGGGAUCGGCCGCGGGUGCCUCGGCCACCAGCACGAAAUUCUCCAGCCCCUUCGCUAUCGAGAGCAUCCUGAACCGACCGUUCCAACCUUCCAAGCAGCAGCCGCGGCCCCCCACAACGCCGGUGGGAGAACGGGCGGUGGCGUGGCCCGCCCCCCCGAGCUACUCCCGGCUCCUCGCUCGGCCGGCCGUCUCCUACGGCCUCGUCCCGACUUUCCCUCUGGCGGCGAACUCUGCCGUUUACCACUACGGCUUCCCCGACCCUCUGCUGCUAGAGGCCUCCAAGGAAAAGGCUCUGAGCGCCCACGAUCUCCACCAGCCCUUCCCCGCGCGCUCUUCUUUCUCCUCUCCCCGGCUUUCCUCGGCGCAACUGCAAACGCUGGGCGUUUCUCAGCUCUACUGCCCCCUCCGGCUGCCCAGUUCAUUGCAGCAGGUGGCGGCCAGUCACAACACCUAUAGGCCUUAUGCAACGGAGACCCUAUCGGUGUAACGAUC
Molecule: messenger RNA, 1240 nt
Organism: Candoia aspera
Lineage: Eukaryota; Metazoa; Chordata; Lepidosauria; Squamata; Candoiidae
Gene: FOXQ1
Product: forkhead box Q1
Exons: 1
Coding region: 84-1235 (383 amino acids)
Biological process (GO): cell differentiation; anatomical structure morphogenesis; regulation of transcription by RNA polymerase II
Molecular function (GO): RNA polymerase II cis-regulatory region sequence-specific DNA binding; DNA-binding transcription factor activity, RNA polymerase II-specific
Source: RefSeq, a predicted model, not a curated record